Elaeis guineensis (African oil palm) is the source of this 937-nucleotide messenger RNA. Its product is annotated as mavicyanin. Gene Ontology annotation, cellular component: plasma membrane. The record is from RefSeq and is a predicted model, not a curated record. Lineage: Eukaryota; Viridiplantae; Streptophyta; Magnoliopsida; Arecales; Arecaceae. Gene Ontology annotation, molecular function: electron transfer activity.
UAUUUUUUCCCCACUCCACCAGUAGAGCAGCAGCAGUAGCCAAAUAACAAAGAAAACAUUCCACCCCUCCUUCCCCAAUUCGCAGCUCACCAACCAAAAAAAAAAACAAAAAACAAAAAUUUGAUCUCGGCCCACCGGUGGAACGGAAUCAAAAAGCAUGGCGUCGGCUGAGCUGAUCCGUCUCCGCUUCCUCCUCCUCCUGUCCGCCGCCAUCCUCACCGGCGCUACCGACCACAUCGUCGGCGGCCACCUCGGCUGGAAUCCCAACAUCAACUACUCCCUCUGGUCCAACAACCAGACAUUCUACGUCCACGACCUCAUCUCGUUUAGGUACCCGAAGAACAUGUACAACGUGUUCGAGGUGAACAAGACCGGGUACGACAACUGCACGAUGGACGGGUUGGUCGGGAACUGGAGCUCCGGCAAGGACUUCAUCCACCUCGACCAGCCCAAAACCUACUACUUCAUCUGCGGCAAUGGCUUGUGCUUCAGCGGCAUGAAGGUCGCCGUCCGGGUCUUCGCCCUCCCUACCUCCGCCGCCUCUCACACAGCUUCCAACUCCUCCUCCCGCGCCACCUCCGCCUCCCCGGUCCCCCGCCCCUGGCCCGCGACGCUCGUUGCCCUCGCCGCCGUCCUUGCUGUGGCCUGGAUCGGGAUCGGAUCUGCCGGGAUCUGAUCGGAUCUAUCUGUCUCCUCUUCUUUUCUUUAGGUCGUUUGCGCGUGAGUUUGAUCCUUGCCUGCACGGGAGUUUUUCUGAAGCGUUCGCGAAGUUUCCUUUUUUUUUUUUUAAACGCACUCGCGUUCUCUAUGUUUUUAUUUUUCCUGCGCACAUUUUAAUCCAUUGGAGUGUGUCAUUAUGUGGUUCAGUAAGCCGGCAAGUGGGUCUGAUAUCUCUGUUUUUGGGCCAAAAAAUACGAUGGCAGCAGGUUUCCCGACA